Pyricularia grisea is the source of this 957-nucleotide messenger RNA. RefSeq lists its product as uncharacterized. The transcript has a single exon. Lineage: Eukaryota; Fungi; Ascomycota; Sordariomycetes; Magnaporthales; Pyriculariaceae. Gene Ontology annotation, cellular component: nucleoplasm; cytoplasm. Gene Ontology annotation, molecular function: protein tyrosine/serine/threonine phosphatase activity; F-box domain binding. Gene Ontology annotation, biological process: protein dephosphorylation; negative regulation of protein binding; negative regulation of SCF-dependent proteasomal ubiquitin-dependent catabolic process. The record is from RefSeq and is a predicted model, not a curated record. The coding region runs from base 1 to 957 and encodes 318 amino acids.
AUGGAUGAUGAAAAUCGUGAGAAGCGCGGCAAUGUCGUCGCAACGGCACCAUUCGAGCGAGGUCCACCCGAGCCUCCAUACAUAAUGAUUCCAGCACUUCCCCUUCCAACCCUCAGCAUACUUCCAUCUUUUGAAGUCAUGGACUCUACCGAUCUUUCCGAGGCAGACCUGCGCAUAAUCACCCAAAAUGCACCACAGCUCGCUCGAGAUAACACCUCCAACUGGAAUUACGAUAUGCGGCGGGAUGCUCAGCCCAUCCUUGAUUUCCUCCACCUGGGCCCGUGGAACAGUGCAAGGGAUAGGGCAUACCUCGAGAGAGAGGGCAUAACGAUGCUGCUGGGAGUCUUGGAUACCCGCAUGGCUCCGAUACAGGUCCUAUCACUGCAGAGAGCGGUCCAGGGACUUGACAUCGCCAUAGAUCACAUCGACGCCACAAAUCACCAGGAGCUCAUCAGGCUUUUCCCCGAGUUCGUCCGCAAGGUGAACGACCACAUGCUCAGCGUCUACCGGAAACAGGCCGUCCAGGCGCCUGCCGUGCCUGGUGAGAUGGCCAUCGACCCGACCAGCUUCAGCCGCGGCAAGAUCCUGGUCUUUUGUGACAGCGGCAACGAACGCUCGGCCCUGAUGGUAGCUGGAUACAUCAUGAACCUCUUUGGCGUGGACGUGGUCAGCGCCGUUCAGUUUGUCAACUGCCAACGCUUCUGCACAAACUUUGACGAGGAGUGUAAGCAGUGGUUGAGGGCGUAUCAGGACAUCCUCGAGGCCAAGAGGUCAGUGGCCACGUCGAAAUCCACCGGAACACGGCCAUCAGGCCUCACAUCCAACAAACGAUCUAUCGAUCAAGCAUAUCACGAGGAGAACGAUACAGGUCGAGAACAUGACCUGGGACGUUGGAUAGACCGGGAGGCGUUUGUUCCUUUUAUCGAUGGCAGGGAAAAGGAUAUAGAAAUGGCGUGA